Messenger RNA from Acanthosepion pharaonis, 2262 nucleotides. The record is from the annotation of a GenBank genome assembly. NCBI's taxonomy places the organism in Eukaryota, Metazoa, Mollusca, Cephalopoda, Sepiida, Sepiidae.
AUGUCUUUCUUUAACAACAUCAAAAAGAUCUUCCGUCUGAGUGGAGCCGAUGAAGAUCUUAAGAAAAAGAAAAACAUCCAUAGUUGUAUAAAACGUGAUGUCGACCCUAACGUAUCUUGGGACAUUAUAGGCGAAUUAGGAGAUGGCGCUUUCGGUAAAGUCUACAAGGCCCAGAAUAAAGAGAGUGGUGAAUAUGCGGCUUUGAAACAAGUGGAAAUUAAAACAGAAGAAGAUUUGGAAGAUUUUACUGUUGAAAUUGAGAUCCUGUAUGACUGUCAACAUAAAAAUGUGGUUGGACUUCAUGAAGCUUAUUUCUAUGGUGAUAUGCUGUGGAUGUUCAUUGAGUUUUGUGGUGGAGGAGCCUUGGAUACAAUCAUGUUGGACCUAGAAAAGCCUUUGACUGAAGAACAAAUUCGUUAUGUAUGCCAUGAAAUGUGUCAAGCCCUGGACUUCCUUCAUAACUCUAAAAUCAUCCACAGAGAUUUAAAGGCAGGCAAUGUUCUACUAACAAUGGACGGCCAAGUCAAAUUGGCUGAUUUUGGGGUAUCGGCCAAGAAUACUAAAACUAACCAACGUAGAGAUUCUUUCAUUGGCACCCCUUAUUGGAUGGCUCCUGAAGUUAUCCUUUGUGAAGCCAUCAAAGAUAGCCCUUACAAUUACAAGGCUGACAUUUGGUCACUGGGUAUCACCCUCAUUGAAUUUGCCCAAAUAGAACCCCCAAACAACGAUAUGCAUCCAAUGAGAGUCUUGAUUAAAAUCCAAAAGUCAGAUCCCCCUACUUUAGAUCACCCCUCUAGAUGGUCAAAUUUGUUCAGCAAUUUUAUCAGCAGGUGCCUUGUCAAAGAUCCUGAAUUACGUCCAACUGCCGCUGAACUUUUGGAGCAUCCAUUUAUUAAAGAUUUUACCAACAAUAAAUGCAUACUGAAUUUGUUGAGUGAGGCAAAAGCAGAAGUUGAGGAAAUUGUCCAAGACAUUGAUGAGGAAGAGGAAAUAAAACAAAUGAAGAGCAUUCCAGAGCAUGAUGAAUCCAUUGAACUGGACAGGAUAUCAAAUUUGAAUGUGGAUGAAGCAGAAAAGUCAGAUGAAACUAAGAUUAGUAAAAAUGAAAUGAUUCAGAUUAACACUGAUAAAGAUACUCUGCCAGCACCUCCAGAUUCCAGCACUUCUCAACCUGUGCCUCCCAGUGUUGCUGAUAAAAGCUUACCAAUGAAAGAGAAAACAAUCUCUGAUUCUAACAGUGUUUCACAAGAUGCAGAUGAAGUUAUUGCACAAGCUGAGCCUGUAGCUGAGAUUCUCGAACUUGUUGCACAAAAACCAUCCACAUUGCCUGUCACCCCCACUGCUGAUGUUAACAAUGAUCAAAAAGCACCAGAUCACACAGAGGACCUUGACCGGUCAUCUGAUGAGGGGCUUGGGCCAAGUGGAGAUGAAAAGUCUGAUGCUAGUCCGAGCCCAGCUAAGACAAAAGAAGAAAAACCUGCCAGUCCAGUUAUUCCUUCAGCUCCCAUGAUUCCAAUCUCAACAGAAAAACAGGAAGAAUUAGCUAAAGCAGCAAUGGCUUACCAAAUCUUGGAUGACAUCAUUGAUGAUGUGAUAAAAUCCACAACUGUUCAACCAUCUAUUCCAGCUGUUGUGUAUGAUACUGUUAGUGAUGUGGUGGAGGAAGCUCGUGACCUAGAGGACCAGUUGAGUCCAGUUGAGGAGGUCACUUGGGAUGCAGACAUAGAUAAAGAUAUUUCAGUUGCUAGGAAACAAGAUAUCUACUUGCCAGACAGUGCCUUAGAGAAGAUGGAAGUGCAGGAGGUGAAGGUGGAUAUUUCUGAUGAGACAGAAGAAAACAAAGUGCCUGAGAUGCACAAGGAUGUGAAUUCUGUGAUUACAAUUAAUGGACAGAUGGUGCCAGAAUUGGUGGCCAAUGGCCAUGUACCAGGAAUUGACAAAUCUAUUUCUGGUCAGACCAACAUAUCUGAAUCAAAACCACAGCCAGUUCAACACACAGACUUAGACACAUUUGAGACUAAGACAGAAAUUUCAAAUCCAGAUGAUGAAGAACACUUAAAGGAUUCUGAAACCAUGACUUCAAUCAGUAGUUAUGAUAGAGAUGAAAGGAAGCCUGAUGGAGGUCAUGUUUUACGAUAUAAGCAGAAGAAUAAAGUGGAGAGCAAGAGCCAUUACAGAACAAUUACAAAAACUAGGAAAUUUAUGAAGGAUGGAGAACAAAGUAAAGGAGGACCAUAUUCUCAGGAAACAAGACCUUCGUGA